CAGGGGCGGACUGACCAUUUGGAAACUUGGGUACUGCCCGAGGGCCCGGGGUCAGUAGGGGGGCCCCAUGAGAUGCCCCUGGUACCUUUUUCAUAGGCUUUUUUGAGUUUGGGCAAGGACACAGGGGCCCCAUGAUCCCCUAUUGCCCGGGGGCCCCAUGAGUUGGCAGUCCGCCCCUGCUGAGAGCUCUGUUUCAUACCAAUGUGACUCCACUCCAACAUUUCAGCUGGUAUACAUCCUCUCCGGCUACAAUCACAUACCAAAAGAUAAGCAUACUAGGAAU
Staurois parvus is the source of this 283-nucleotide messenger RNA. The record is from the annotation of a GenBank genome assembly. Lineage: Eukaryota; Metazoa; Chordata; Amphibia; Anura; Ranidae.